AUGAGAAAGAAAGAAGCGAGUAGAGUAGAUUACGGAAAAGAAUAUGGAUGGGUAAAGUAAUUAUAUGGGGGGUGAUAGGUAUAUUCAUAUUCGUAUGUAUGACGCAUGAAGCGUACAUGCGGCGAUCUAUCUAUCGAUAGGAUGAUUGACGGCAGUGUUGCCACAACGUGAAAUCGGUCGGAUAAGACCUUGAAUAGAGUCACAGCGAAAUAUUUUGACAAAAUUGGUGUAGUGUGUGCGUACAUGGUUCUAUGUGUGUGUGCGCGUGGUCGCUAGGAAUAUAUUGUAAUAUAUGUACGAAUACCUAUAUUUUGUCGAUAAAAACACGUACCUAUUAUAUUUAUUGAUGAUGUCUCUUGCCUAUCGUAAGAAGUUAUACUUCUCUUCUGCCUAUUUUACUCUUAUUAAUAUUCCAAUACGUAAAUAUUUAAAGCUAACCCUAAUCUUAUAUUUUCUGUUUGAAGUUCACAAGAAGUUCGUUGCUCGAAAUAUUAGGAGCAAGAUAUAAGGGGUUUAGGUAUCGAUGAAUCGUUGCAAUAUAUAUAUACAUCUCGUUAGGUACUCGAUAGACGUGUGAAUACUCUUUUGCCUUCGGCUCACAACGCGACAACCAGGUUUACAAACAAUGCUAGUGUCAGCGAGAAUUGUAUUUUCUCCACAGUCCUUUCUAAGCACAUAGACAAACGUCUCACGGAGGUGAACGGGUUAGAUUUUGGCAAUACGACCACAUCCGUUCUACAUCAUUCACAACUGAUUAACUAGAUGCGUAUAGCCGUCUACAUACCGGAUUGUUAUAUAUAUAUAUAUUUUCGAAAAAAUAAACACAGUAUAUGGUAAAACAAUAGUGACAACAAGCACAAUUACCAGGUAUAUUAGGAUAGGGAGAACUAAAUACAGCCGCCCACCUUCGGUAUCUGCAACUACUGUAGAGGUUGGGAAAAAAAUGUACGGUUUGAGUAAGUGAGCAAAAAAUGUUUGCUUCUGCUAGGCGAACAGCAAGAGAAGUCGUUUAAUUAGUAUUUAAGCCUUCCGCGGUUUUCCACUUCGCCACGGUAGCUACGUGGGCGCCUCUAUGUGAGCGACGUGCGUAAUUAAUAUUUUGAAUUAAUAUGUGCCGUAUUAAGGUGGCAACACUAUUUAAGAAAUGUUUAUGAUCAAACUGGUAAAUGUGCUGUGUAGCUUUGAUCGUUGAUUAUACAAGUAUUAAAUAUUCAAUAUAUUACACAACCAUUAUGUGUUUGUUUCCUCCCAUGAAGUCUACCAAAAAUACACGAUAAUAUUAUCACUAUCCUUGAAACUUUAAAUGGUGAUAGACUAACGACCAGUUUUGUCUGAGGUAAAAUACUAGACGAGGAAUUGAAAAGAGUGGGCACAAAAUCAGAACUAGAACUCAAGGUCACAACAAAGAUCAAAAGGCAUCUGCAACUGAAACAAAGGAACCUGAAAGGAGUGAGCUUGAUUUUACCGCUCAUGAGAAAAACAUCAACACCUGUAAGAACAGUAUGGUGUGGCUCAUUCACUCCAAAACAUCGGAUCACAUAACAAAUCAAAAAAAUAUAUUUAAUGGCUUGACUGAAGUAGAGAAAUCAAUUAUAAUAACAAUGGUGGAGGAAGGUGCACCAAUCUCAGCCAUACAUGUAGGAAAAAUAGUGUUAAUAUGA
Cinara cedri is the source of this 1661-nucleotide messenger RNA. NCBI's taxonomy places the organism in Eukaryota, Metazoa, Arthropoda, Insecta, Hemiptera, Aphididae. The record is from the annotation of a GenBank genome assembly.